Messenger RNA from Phymastichus coffea, 2987 nucleotides. RefSeq names its product neuroligin-4, X-linked-like (gene NLG-5). Gene Ontology annotation, cellular component: postsynaptic membrane; synapse; cell surface. Lineage: Eukaryota; Metazoa; Arthropoda; Insecta; Hymenoptera; Eulophidae. The record is from RefSeq and is a predicted model, not a curated record. Gene Ontology annotation, biological process: postsynaptic membrane assembly; neuron cell-cell adhesion; synaptic vesicle endocytosis. Gene Ontology annotation, molecular function: neurexin family protein binding; signaling receptor activity. The transcript has 11 exons. The coding region runs from base 387 to 2984 and encodes 865 amino acids.
UCGCUCGGCUAGCUUCCGCCUCGCGCGCACCGCCUCGUAGCUGCGUCGAUCUUCCUGCCCGCUGAUCUCGCUGUGUUGUCACGUGCCCCUGUGUCUAGCUUCAGUGCAGUGCGAUAGCCCCGGAGUCCCGUUCGUCGCGCUCGCUCGCAGCAGUCCUCGUUGUCGUUGCGGAUCGAAGGUAUCGGCGUCAUCAGCGCCAGCGUCAUCGCGGAUAUUAAAAGGCCGCGAGGCGAGCGCAGCGGCAAUCAAGGCACGGAGGAAGAGACAGCCAGCGCAAAGAAGGAAGGGGCGAGCCAGGCAGAGGCGAGCGGGCGCGAGUGAUGCAGCCGAGGUGAGGGCCGAGGGCUGGAUCGAUAUGGUGUUGUCGCUGACCGGCGGAUGCCGUGAUGCCCUUGCGAUGCCGCCGGCCUCCGCCCUGGGCGCAACUGCUCGUGCUCGCGCUCUCGUCGAUCGUCGCCGCCGGCGCGCGGGCCGCCCAGCCGGCCUCGCCGCCGCCGCCACCGCCGCCCUCUGCGCAGCAGCCGGCCACGCGCUACGCCUCCAGGAUCGUCGAGACCAAGCAAGGACAGAUUCGCGGCAUCCUCCAGGAGCUGAACAGCCAGCAGUUGGACCCGGUGGAGGUGUUCCGUGGGAUCCCGUACGCGGCCGCCCCAGUGGGCGAGCUGCGCUUCCGGCCGGCCCAGGAGCCCGCGGAGUGGAAAGGCGUGAAGCGCGCCGACAGCUUCGGCCCGGCGUGCCCGCAAAAGCUGCCGGACAUACGCAACGAGAGCGCCGCCCUGCAAGACAUGCCGCUCGGCCGCUACAACCAGCUCGGCAGGCUCUUCAAGUUCCUCGGCCAUCAGAGCGAGGACUGCCUCUACCUCAACCUCUACAUUCCAGCCAGCGGUGCCCGUGGACUGGAGGCGCCCUACGCCGUGAUGGUCUACGUGCACGGUGAGAGCUUCGAGUGGGGCAGCGGUGCCGUUUACGACGGCUCCGCACUCGCCAGCGCCGGGCACGUCAUCGUCGCCACCCUCAACUAUCGCCUUGGAAUCCUCGGUUUCCUGAGGACGAGGCCGAUAACGGAACAUCCAGACUCGGCGUCGAGCGGCAAUUGGGCGCUGUACGACAUAGCGAUGGGCCUGCGCUGGCUGCGGGAAAACAUCGGCGCCUUCGGCGGCGACCCGACUCGCGUGACCAUAGUCGGCCACGACACGGGCGCCGCCCUGGUGAAUUACUUGCUGCUGGCGCCCUUCGGCAAAGGUCUGUUCCACAACGUGGUCCUGCUGAGCGGCUCGGCGCUGAGCCCCUGGGCUGCGGUUCACGACCCGAACGAACUGCGGACGCAGGUCGCCAAGCAGCUCGACUGCCGCUACGAGAACGACGAGGAUAUCGCUGAGUGUCUGCGCGCCUCAUCCCUCGAGGCCAUCCUCGGCGUCGAGCUCAACGAGAUUAAAUUCAUGCCGUCGAUCGGACCGAGCGUGCCGGUGGACGGCUCCCACCCGGAACCGGGCCUCGACAUGGAGCGGCUGAGCGAUGCGUUCAUCAAGGUGCCGCUGGUGCUGGGCUGCAGCACCGCCGAGUCCUAUCUGGACUUCAACGCCAACGACAUCCAAUACGGCUUCGAGGAGGACCAGCGCAAUCGGGUGCUGCGCACCUUCAUCCGCAACGCCUACGUGUAUCAUCUUAACGAGAUCUUUAGCGCGGUGAGGAACGAGUACACCGACUGGGACAAACCGGUGCUGCACCCCAUCAACAUCCGCGAGUCGACCAUGGAAGCGCUCAGCGACGGCCACACGGUUGCGCCCCUCAUGCGAAUCGCCUUCUACCACGCCAGGCGCGGGGCCAACACCUACUUCUUCCACUUCAAUUACCAGACUAAGGACAGCGACUAUCCGCAGAGGCUGGGCAGCGUACGAGGCGAGGCGAUCCCGUACGUGUUCGGCUUGCCGCUGAUCGCAGGCGGCCGCUUCUUCCCGCAAAACUACUCGCGCGCCGACCAGGGCGUCGCCGAGGCGGUGCUCACCUUCUUCACCAACUUCGCCAAGACGGGCAACCCCAACGAGCCGCACCACAUCGAGACCGUGGACUACGGCACCGUCAAGGAGAAGACUCGCUAUCGGGGCCUCACUUGGGACAAGUACGAGACCGGCAGCCAGCAGUACCUUAUGAUCGCCCUCAAGCCGAAGAUGAAGAACCACUACCGGGGACACAAGAUGGCGGUGUGGCUGAACCUUAUCCCGCAGUUGCACCAGCCAGGCGACGAUGUCUCGAUGAAGCACCACCACUUCCGGGAGAAGGAGGACGCCUUCUACGCGGGGCCGGUGCGCGACGAGUGGUACACGCCGGUGCCACUGCCGGGCGGCGGCGGCGACGGCGGCAGCGGCGGCCGAGCGAGCAGCUCGUCGUCGACGACCUCGUGCGCGACGCCGAGCCGUGAGGACGCCGAGGAGGGCCAGGAGGGCGCACAACGGCGCGGCACGCCGGCCACGCAGAGCGCCAACGCCAUACUGGACGACAACAAGGACGACGCGGAGCUGCUGCAGCGGCUGGCCUCGCGCCACUACUACAGCACCACCACCGCGCUGGCCAUCACCGUCGGCGUCGGCUGCAUCCUGCUCGUGCUCAACAUGCUCAUCUUCGCCGGCAUCUACUACCAGCGCGACCGCGACAAGAAGCGCGCACGGGUGGCGCUGGGCGCCUCCGCCGGCAACGGCCACGACAGCCUGCCUAUGAGCAGCCGCUGCGGCAAGGAGGGCGCCGAGCGCAGGGCCUCCUCCGCCCAGGAGGCGCCGCCCAGCUACACCAGCCUACCCAAGAGCCCGACCUCCGUGCAGGACCAGGCGCAGGACUCGCAGCGCUGUCACGAUCGCGUGAGCACGCUCAGCCGGCAGAAGGACCCGCAUCCGCCGCGGCCGCCGCAGCGCACCUCCAGCUCACUGAGCGCCGGAGCGGCCGUCGGCACCGUCAAGAAACGCGUCCAGAUCCAGGAGAUCACCGUAUAGCAU